Messenger RNA from Colletotrichum phormii, 1581 nucleotides. Its product is annotated as sugar transporter. The coding region runs from base 1 to 1455 and encodes 484 amino acids. The record is from RefSeq and is a predicted model, not a curated record. Gene Ontology annotation, biological process: transmembrane transport; carbohydrate transport. Gene Ontology annotation, molecular function: carbohydrate:proton symporter activity. Lineage: Eukaryota; Fungi; Ascomycota; Sordariomycetes; Glomerellales; Glomerellaceae. Gene Ontology annotation, cellular component: membrane. The transcript has 7 exons.
AUGGUGCGAAACGUCUUCAAUCGUGGCGCCAAACACGCUCAGGCGCAAGCGGCUCAAAUUGAAGCCCCUGAGUUCGAAGUCGUCACUUGGUGGAAGGACCUUGGUCUGAGAAAGCUGUACUUUUGGUGCGGUAUUCUGAUGAUGAUGUCUGCAUCGACAGGCUUUGACGCGAAACUUAUGAACACUUCGCAGGUCAUGGAUCAGUGGCAGAGCUCCUUCAACCAUCCGGCAGGGGGAAGACUUGGACUCAUCGUCGCUAUUCUCGACAUCGGAUCUCUUUCGAGUUUCUGGAUGGUCCCAUAUUGUGCAGACAAGUACGGCCGAAAGAUGCCUAUAAUCAUUGGCUGCGUCAUUGAAACCAUCGGCGCCUUCAUAGGAGCUUUGUCCAACAGUGAAGGAAGUGCCUGCUCCUGGCUGGCCUUGGCAACCAUCCGAAUCAUAGGCGACUGGUCGUGGAGGUCCCUCACCAUACUCCAGGCGUUCCCCGGUAUCUUGGUCCUCUCACUCAUCUACUGGAUCCCGGAGUCGCCGCGAUGGCUAGUUGCCAAGGAGCGUUAUGAAGAUGCCGAGAACAUGCUAUCCACUUACCAUGGAAAUGGGGAUAAGACGAAUGCGACGGUCGUGUUUGAGUUUCGUGAGAUGAAGCAGACUUUGGCUCUUGAGUUCCAGGAUAAGAAGUCUAGCAGCUAUCUCGACUUUGCGAGGACGGCAGGCAAUAGGUAUCGAGUUAUUCUGUUGAUCUCACUGGCGAUGGUGUCUCAUUACAGCGGUACGAACCUCUUUUCCAACUACGCCAACAAGAUUUACGAAGGCGCUGGUAUUCGCGAACAGACGAACAAAGUUCUUCUCAGUGGUGGACAGACUCUCCUCUCACUUAUCGUAUCAGUUUCCUUCUCGUUAGGCAUAGACCGAUUCGGCCGAAGACCAUUAUUCCUCACAGCAACCACAGGGAUGGUUCUCAUGUACAUGGGAUGGACUAUCAUCAGUUCCCAGUACGAGCGGACCCACGACCUCGCACGAUUUGGCUAUCCGCAAAUCGCCUUCAUCUGGCUCUUCAGUCUGUCGUAUCAGAUUGCGUGGACCGGGGUCAUGGCGGCCUACGCGUGGGAGAUCAUGCCGUAUAGUCUGAGGGCAAAGGCCGGGGUCAUAUCAACCAUUUUUGUCAAGGGCUUGAUUGUUCUCGGAAGCUAUACCAACCCUAUUGCAUGGGAUAACUUCACAGCAGCCGGUCAUGCAUGGACACUCGCGAUGUUUUACACGAUCUUGGACUUUUGCUACGUCUUGUUCGUGUACUUCUUCUACGCCGAGACAAAGAAUCUCACCCUCGAAGAGGUUGCCAAGGUCUUUGACGGCGAUGAGGCAAAGGUUGCAAGAAUGGACAUGGAAGACGUCUGGAACCAAAUAGAAGAGGAAAAGAAGAAGCAGAGUCACGUCGAAGUCAUCGCCCUCUCAUGAUGUUUAACAAAGUUGGGCUAUGCGGCUGAUCAAAAUCAGAAAGCACGCGCGGGCGGGCUUCGGGUCCUAAAAACUCCAAAAUGGUGAUCGAUAGUUGAGCAAUAUAAGGUGAAUCAGCGAGAGGUG